CGUGGUUGUUAAGGCCAGUUGUCGCAAACGCCGGACAAAGAAAAGGGGAUGAAAAAAGAUAGGUAAGGUUGAGAGUAUGUGAGAAAGAUGCGUGGCUAAUCUGCAACAGGUUGGGCCUCUCAGUAUAUUCCCGAGACACAAGUCUAAAAGGGACCUAUCUUUUUCUCUUGUCCUCUCGAUAUUACCCACUCCCUCACUUUACUCAUCCAUUAACUGCGUUGACCACACACCCUUCUUAAUAAUGGCCAACGCAGGUCUGGUAAUUGCGUGUGCAGUAGAAACGGUAGCAAUAGUGGCGGCGGCGGUUGUUAGGGCAUAAGGACAUUGACCAGCUGCCUUCACCUCCUAGGAUCAUUGUCUCCUGGCAGAGGUCCUUAUGAAUGGAAAGUAUACCAACAAAGAAAACAAUCUCAACAAGCCCUUGGUUGUUGCCCGCGUCAUUUAUUCAUGUCUCAUGUCUCUUCAAAUCGACAGCCACAUACCCAUUUACCACAAGAGGCAGUUGGCUCAUCAGAUCAUCGUCGGCACCGUCUUUCGGCAUCACUUUUUUUCUUUGGAUGUCAGACGUUAGACCCCUGAGGGCUUUUGUAGGUGUACUGUCGUGUAUGUUGCCGUAUUGGACUCCGCUCUUUGGACUGCUUGUCCUCCCCACACACCGACACACUUCGCUUGGUCCUUUCCUCGUUUGCGAAGAACAUGACUGGAGCUAGUAGCAGCGAAUCUUCUUCCCCUACUUCUCCAAAUGACCGGUCGUCUCUCCCGACUACAUCAACUACAACGACGGCCAGUCCCACGACACGAAGUAAGACUCAGCAGGCCGCGAUGGCAAUGAGUCGUCGAGAUGAUAGAGAGGAAUCAGCAGCAACAACGGCAGCACCACCGAGAUCAAAUCCCGUACCGGCAUCAAGCACACAUCCCCCCGAUGAUUCAACAGAAACUACAAAACCGCACCGAAAACGAGCAUACUCCAUUGACGUCGAAGAGGCAAACCAGCCUCGGAUUCAAGACCUUAGACUCUACACUCCUAAUACAGCAACAUCGAAUACGAGUGAAGGGCCAAGGGAGUUGAUAUGCCUCUGUACCAAGGCACCUAAGGUUCCUAGGCCACGAAACGCGUUCAUCCUUUAUCGGCAACACUACCAAGGCCAAGUCGCCGCCCGGCAUCCGGGACUCGCCAACCCGGAGAUUUCUAAGCUCAUCGGUGAGCAGUGGAGAGAACAGCCCGAAGAGAUAAAAAACAAUUGGAAGAGGCUCGCCGAAGAGGAGAAGAUCCGCCACCAACGCCAGUACCCUGAUUACAGAUACCAACCCCGUCGGGGAGGCAAGACUGCUAGCAGUAGGCCUUUGCCCGCGACCGGCGAGGAUCCCGGCCAUUGUCCUAAGUGCGGUGGCCGCUACAUCGCGACUCCGAGAACGCCCUCUACCCCUUUUAGCGCAGCGACGCCUGAUAUCGCGAGACCGGCCCCGAAUAUGCCUCCUUAUGUAACACCAAAUCCUCGAGUGAUUGAGACGGAUCACCUCCGGCGAGGAUCUGCUUCCAGCACGAUGUCCCUUGAUCAUGAUCGUAGGUUCACGCAACCGCAUUUACAUAACAUUGAAGAGGACUACUCGAUGAUGUCUCCAAUGGCCGCACCGAUGGACCCCAAACGACGCCGGUUUAAUGGGCCGAACAUAUUUGUGCCCGGAUCACCUCCUAUGGGCUAUAUUUCGGCGGACCCUCGUGACCCGCGUUUUCAACGUCAGUCGGUAGCCGGCCCGCCCAUGUCAGCAGCUGGUUACGGACCUGGCCCAUUACCUAGACCGGGCGUACAAUACCAUCAGCCUAAUUACGCCAACCAUCCUCAUAUGCAACCUCCGCCACGACCUCCAAUGCAAUACCAGCCUGUUCAGACGCCAAGCCGUCCUAGUAAUGCCUUUGAUGAAUCACUUAGAUUACCCCCCUUACAGACCCAGAUUCCAAACUCGCCCGCGAUGAGCUCAGAGACAGGAUCAGCACGUGGAGUUUCCGCUGCUCAAUCUGCCCAUGGCACUGGCCUAGGGAUUGUUAAUGGAGCCAACGUCCCUACGAGACAACCACAACCACAGCCACAGCCACAACAGGUACCUCCACGAUGGUCAUUCUUAUUGAAGCUUGAGAUACUGCGCUCGAUUAGCCCUCCUCUAAAGCCACCAGGUCCCGGAGGACCCAUAUUUGAAACGCGAGGACCUCUUAUCGCCAUCGAAGGUGCGGCGCCCUCCAUACUAAAGGAGGUGGCUUCCGUGGUGGAGAAGGCGUUAUCCGUCUCAGGCGAAUACGCUGUAAAGACUUGGACAGAUGAUACCCAGACACAACCGAGCGGAGGAGACACGGAAGGAAAGAAUAACAAUAGCGGAAAUGAGAGCCAGCAACUAGCAGAAAAGAGCCCCCCGAAACGAUCAAUGCUCCUGAGCCCGUUAGCCACUUACGUUGCCAGGAUGUUGAAGUGGCACAAGACGUCCGAAGAGUUGAUCAAGUACAUGACGAGUUAUGCACCAUCAAUAAGUGGGACGGAUACCGAGAUGGGAGAAGGCGAUAAACCGGCUGAAGAUAUGUCAUCAAAGCCCAAUCUCAGAUUACCAGUUGCGGUUAUAUCAGACGGCUAUAGUCUGACUGUUUCGGAUAAAUAUGCCAGCUCACUGCAUGUUAACGAUGCGUACCGUGCGGACGACCAUUGGCAGUGGGUAGCAACGCUAUGGCGCGGGAUCAUCGGAGCAGACCUAACGAUCUAUGUCAAGAAGACAUCUGAGCCGGCAGAGAUCCAAGGCAAUAACUGCGUCGAGUUCGUCAACUCGGCUGUCAUGGUACUACGCAUGGCGGAGGGCAAGGGUGUGGAUGAGAAGCUAGAACGACGGCUCGGCUUCGAGAUACUCGAGUGGGUGCGUAGCGGCAGUUUCAAGGCUGGCUUUGCAACGCGGUCAUAGAACUGGUGAAGCGGACAUUGUCUAUUAAGACGGUUGAAAAUAGAGUAUGGAUCCAAGUUCAAUUCGUUGAAUACUGCAUGGCUUUUCUGAUGAAUAUUUUACACUUGUACGUACGGAGGAAAGGGAUCACAGCGCGGAAGGAAAGGAGACCAAUGAAAUAUGUUGUAAAUGCAAGGACCAUACCCUACAUAGAGCCCAUAAUUUAUAAGAUCACUUGGCUUUUUUCUUUUCAUGAUUCUGCAAAGCCAAUAAAAAUGAGACGUCUUAGAAGCAUGAAGUAGGGGGGGAGUGGGUUAUUGAGUCUCAAGGUAAGAUGUGGAGGAUUGCUAUUCCAUAGACUGGACAUCUAGGCAAGUCUAUGGAGGUACUGAGGGAGCUGGCAAUUUGAUUAGUAGAUUCUUAGGAAUUUUGGAUUCCGAAUUGCUCGGUAUCGACAAAUAAUGCUUUUGACGAUGUGGAGUGAAGUUGAUAUUAGAGACAUGUGACGAGGAUGCAAAGCAUAACACAGU
This is a messenger RNA of Annulohypoxylon truncatum, 3449 nucleotides long. RefSeq lists its product as uncharacterized. The coding region runs from base 697 to 2940 and encodes 747 amino acids. Lineage: Eukaryota; Fungi; Ascomycota; Sordariomycetes; Xylariales; Hypoxylaceae. The record is from RefSeq and is a predicted model, not a curated record. Gene Ontology annotation, biological process: negative regulation of transcription by RNA polymerase II; anatomical structure morphogenesis; cell differentiation. The transcript is spliced from 2 exons. Gene Ontology annotation, molecular function: RNA polymerase II cis-regulatory region sequence-specific DNA binding; DNA-binding transcription factor activity, RNA polymerase II-specific.